Morus notabilis is the source of this 795-nucleotide messenger RNA. RefSeq names its product histone deacetylase complex subunit SAP18. Gene Ontology annotation, molecular function: transcription factor binding; transcription corepressor activity. NCBI's taxonomy places the organism in Eukaryota, Viridiplantae, Streptophyta, Magnoliopsida, Rosales, Moraceae. The transcript has 6 exons. The coding region runs from base 51 to 575 and encodes 174 amino acids. Gene Ontology annotation, cellular component: nucleus. The record is from RefSeq and is a predicted model, not a curated record. Gene Ontology annotation, biological process: negative regulation of DNA-templated transcription.
AACAGUAAAACACCGUAGAAGGAAGUUUAGUGUUACAGUGAAACCUAACAAUGGAGAAGCGAAGCAGAGACGACAAGAUUGCCGGAGGAGUUAGGCCGCCGCCUCACUCCCGACCGCUCCCGGUCACCGGUUCCGCCGGUGGACGUCCGGGCCCUCCGCCGCCUCACUCAAGAGCUCCGCCACCGGUUAUCCCUCGCCCCCGAUUCGAACCCGUUGAUCGCGAAAAGACUUGCCCUUUGUUGCUUCGCGUUUUCACGAAGCUUGGAGGCCAUCACAACGAAGAAGAUUUUGCAGUGAGGGGCAAGGAACCCAAAGAUGAGGUUCAAAUUUAUACAUGGAAAGAUGCAACACUACGCGAGCUAACUGAUCUUGUCAAAGAGGUAGCUCCAGCAGCUAGGAGAAGAAAUGCAAAACUAUCCUUUGCCUUUGUAUACCCUGAUAAACGUGGUCGUUUCGUGUUGAAACAGGUGGGGAUGACACAUUCUUGUGGAAAUGGGAGACGAAUAGACGAUGACAAGGCAUUGGGUGGGCUUGAUUUCCAGAUUGGGGAUUAUUUGGAUGUGGCUAUCAUAUAGAGAAUAAAGUUGGUGAUGUUUGCUUUUCGGUGCCAUAUUUGGAAGGGGUCUCUGAUCUAUCAGUCGUUUUUGGGAGUUAGUUUGAUUUGCUGUUUCAGGAGGAUGUGUUUAUAUGCUACAAUGCUGUGUAGGUGCUGAUUUGUAGGUUAUAAGUAUGUUAAACAUUGGAAAAUAUUGCUUUAUAUGAAUUUUUAGUACAGAAGGAUGCUUACUGCUUGAA